Molecule: messenger RNA, 2076 nt
Organism: Drosophila simulans
Lineage: Eukaryota; Metazoa; Arthropoda; Insecta; Diptera; Drosophilidae
Exons: 2
Coding region: 1446-1982 (178 amino acids)
Source: RefSeq, a predicted model, not a curated record
UGGAAAUGCAUUAUUACCAAGAACAAAUAUGAAUUUAAGCUAGCAAAAAGUGAAUCCUUCAGAUACUUUAGUAUAGAAUCUAUUGGUUGUAUGAGCUACCGAACUGAGUGAGCCAAAAAUGAUGUUACAAGUGCACUUCUUGCAAAAUCGCACACAUUUCCGAUUGAGAUCUCCGAGUUAGGAAUCCGCAAUGCCGUGGAAAAAGCUGGCAAACACCCACACGCACUCCACGAGGAUUGUGAUGGCAACCAGCUGGGAUGCACAGGAGGUAAAUGCAGCGAAAAAAAAAGGAAAAUAAUAAUAAAGAUUUAAGCCCGACAAAUGUUUACAUAAUAUGGACCACAGCAGCAUCCGCAGACGCGUCGAGACUCUCCAGAUCCCAGACGGUAGGUGUGAUGUUUGAACUACACUCGACUGGGCCGCUUGCGAUGCCCGGCUCGUCUUUACUUUGCCUCACUUUGCCGUACACCACUCCAUUCCGCUCCACUCCGGUGCGCAUUGCUUCUCUGUUUUAAGGCCACUGUUUUUGCUCGGGCUGUGGGGCUGUUGGUAGCCAGGCAAUCCAGCCCAGCCCAGCCCAUCUGCAUCCUUGUCGCCAGCCCCAUCCUUGAAUCCUUCUAGCUGCAGUUGGUUGGCGAGGCGACUGUGUCGGCGGCAGCACUGGUGUUAUUAACAUUUCUGUUGACAUCCUUGGGGUCGCGUUUUGGGCCCCGAACACGGCGAGAUAUGAACGGGUGUAUUCGACAUGCGAGCAUUCGAAAAAGCGUUUAUAGAAAAUCGAUUUUAACAAGUUUAAAUAUGUACAUAAAAACUACUGUUGCACGUAUCGAAAUGGCAUGAUUUAAAAUAGUUUAAAAUUUAAUUUAUAGCAAAAUCUUACAAACAUGUUUAAAUGUUAAGAUGAUAUCUGCUUUUAAUAUUUUUUAAAAGAACUCAUCAAUGUCACUGUGUUUCUUCUAAGUUUAACUUGACUUAUGCCUUUUCCUAUCAUACACAAGUUUCAUAUCUCAUUUAAUACUGAGUAUCAUUAUGGUCGAGAAAAAAGCGUUUCGCUUUCUUUUCCCCCCUUUUUUUUGAUGCCUUUCUUUUUUUUACUCUUUUUGUGUACUUAGCCGCCUUCUCAACUCAAUCUUUCCAUACGUGAAACAUUUUCAUUUUACUUUUGAGUGCAGGCAUAUACACUUUUUAUUUUUUGCACAUCUGAAAGCGACUCAAAGACCCAAAAAGACCGAAGAAAAAAGUAACAUGGAAAAAUUAUUUAUGUGUAUAUGAAUACGUAUUGUUGACAUAUUGAGAGAUUGCGGCAAUUUAGACCAGACGACACCAUUUAAAAAGCCAUUAGGCUUUGCUCCGUCAGCUCAUAAUUACGAGCACAAUGGAAUCCCCCAUUAGUAGUUGCUUCGUAGCCAGCCAGUAAUCCACUGGCCAAGUCAAGCGUCUUCCGAAUGUCUUUCCACAAGCUGCGUCUUCUCGUUUUCAGCUCGCUGAUCAACUGCUCAUUGUGUGCCCAUGUGGUGUUCGUCGAUCGCUUCACCUUCACUGUCGACGAUCGAGACCUGUUCCUGUCCCAGAGUGCGGUGGUCGAACAGGAUGGCAAUCGCAGUUAUCUAUCUGGCCAUAUGAUGAUUAAUCGAUUGGUGAAUGAUCUAACAUUGACUUCAUCGAUGGACAUUACGCGUCCUCAGCGACCGGAACUACGGCUAUAUAAUGUUCAGCUUAACUUCUGUUCGGUCCUCAACAAUGGUUAUAAGAAUAAGUUUAUCAGAAUGCUGUACAAUAACUAUGCGGAGUUCCUGAACACCAAGCCCAAGUGUCCACUUAAGCCGAAUUUUAACUACUCCCUGCAUAGGGCCUACAUCGACGAGGCCAUGCUGCCAGAUCUACUGCCGGAGUGCACUUAUCGCUUGAAGAUGUCCUUUAAGCACAAAUCCAAACUAUUAGCACACAUGCAAAUUGAUGGUCGAUUGCUCAGCAAACGUUAACACUAAAAUAUCUUUAUUUGCUCGUUUUCAAUAAAAUAGAAAAGAAAAUUAUGUGCAAAGCCAAAAAAUAAUUUUCAUAUUGGGGAUUCGGUUC